AUGACUCCUCGCCCCUUCAUUCUGUUAGUUUGCGGACAUACACCAAAAACAAACCCAGAUCAUAUCUUAAAGUCGUGCAUAUAUUUAAUUUUUGUGAUCACGAUUUCCAACGCAAAUUGUGUGUUCGAAUGUGUACUCGCUAACUGGAUUAUUACAGAAUCUGGAAGUCUGCAACGCACAAACGGAACCGAGUCACAGAAUAAUUGCGGAAUGCGCCAAGAGGUAAAACACAUUUCUGCAAGAAUCAUCAAUGGUACCCAAGCUCUCCCGAAACACUGGCCCUGGGUAGUCGCAAUCUAUGAUUCAAACGAUACCUUAGUAUGCGGAGGGGCCUUAAUUGCUGAGGAAUAUGUGGUAACAGCAGCACACUGUUUUGGGAAUCAAGACGCUCAUAAGUUUUCAGCUCGUCUUGGAACCACACUCAGAACCAAUUCUUCUCAAUGUAACAAAAUUCUGAAAAAGUGCAAUAUACAGAAAAGGACAACCAGAAAAAGCGAAGUACCUCCAAAAGAAGAUGAAGAAUACCAUGAGGCUCCUGAAACCCAGGUGACAUGUGUUGAAGUUGAAAGCAUCUGCACCCCUAUUCGACAAAACUGUCGCCUUUUCAUGAAAGACAUUGCUGUGGUAAAAUUAAAAACGAAAGUCAACUAUACUGACUAUAUUCAGCCAAUAUGCCUUCCGGAAAACUGUGACGAUCCCCCUGCAAGCAGUACACCCUAUUCUGUUGGCUGGGGAAGAAUAUUUGAAUAUUAUGAUCCAUAUGAAUAUGAAGAUGAUAAUGAAGUCGAAGACCAAACAGACGACCUUGUGAUUCAGGAACCUAUAAACAAAACAUUGAGUGAAGUACCUAGCGUCAGACCACAAACGGAACAAAGUGGAUUCCUCGCAUUUCACUACGCAAACUCACUGAUGGAAAGGGAAAUAGAUCUGAUUGAUCCGGAUCGAUGUAGUGCCCAAUUGAAAAGCAAAGUUCCUGGCUACAUCAUUUGCACAAGUGGAGGAUCAUGUCAUGGAGACAGCGGAGGACCCUUGAUGUACGAAAAUAACGGCCGGUGGACUCUUGUUGGUGUGGCGUCUGACGGACCAGACGACUGCUAUCACCCGGAGAAGCCUUUGCUGUUUGUGAAGGUCUCGCACUUUAUGGACUCGCUUAUUUCCACAUUUAUGCAACCUGGAAAUCACAGUGACAGAAAUGUCUUAUGUGCUGCGGAGACUGCUCGUAAAGAGUGUGUAAGGAGGUUCUAUCAGUUCUACAACUACACUUUAGAAUGAUAAGACAUCCUGAAUGAAUUUACCUUCAAGCUAGUAUAAAAUUCAAAAAAGGGUUGCGCCAGUGUGCAAUUUUAUUUGCCUACAUUUAUGAUUUUACUUGCUUUGUGCAA
Ixodes scapularis (black-legged tick) is the source of this 1382-nucleotide messenger RNA. RefSeq names its product enteropeptidase-like. The transcript has 6 exons. Gene Ontology annotation, biological process: proteolysis. The record is from RefSeq and is a predicted model, not a curated record. Gene Ontology annotation, molecular function: serine-type endopeptidase activity. Lineage: Eukaryota; Metazoa; Arthropoda; Arachnida; Ixodida; Ixodidae. The coding region runs from base 1 to 1272 and encodes 423 amino acids.